UUGAUGUUAAGUUUAAUUCAUUGAUCUUAGCUUUAAUUUGAUGUUAGGUUUUAACUGUUGUUUUCAUAUGUGGGGUUUCCCCAGGAUUUUAUGUCAGUAUUGUUUGUUUUAUGGAGGCAUUGAAAGUUGCCUGUUGUAUGUUGGAAUCCAUCCUGAGUUCCCUUGGGGAGAUAGGGCAGAAUACAAUAUGUUGUUGUUGUUGUUGUUGUUGUUGUUGUUGUUGUUGUUGUUGUUGUAUUGUAUCACUUUACAGUCUUGCAAAUACUUAUGAAUUAGCAUCAAUUUUCUUGGAAUUUAGUCCACGCUGCUCAAUGCAUGAUAUAUUAAUUUUGUGUUCUACAUGCCAAGGAGCAAGUGAGAUAGAAAAUAGUGAGGACUUUAAAUUGAGUUAUGUUCGGAAGGGAGACAACAUUCUUGAGAGCAGGAGUUCAUCAAGUGCUGGAGAUAACAUCUGUCUUAUAGAAUGAAUUGAGUGAAUGGUACAAGUACCUAACCGUGGGGGGAAUCUUAAUUAAAAACUAGAGAGGAUGGUCUAUGAUCUUAAAUAUCAUAGAGUAUGGGAAACAAACAGGAUGAACUUCCACUCUUAACCCAACAAAGUAAAUAUGAUAUAAUGAGCAUCACUGAAAUCUGGUGGGAUGAUUCCCAUGAUUGGAAUACAGUAAUAGAGAGUUAUAGCCUACUUCAGUGAAAUAGACCAAACAGAAAAGAAGAAAGGAUAGCAUCAUAUGUCAAGGAUUUGCACCUGUGAAAAGACCCAUGACUUAAAUCCUGGAAGCCAGGUUGAUAGUAUUUAAAUAAAAAUUAAGGAAGGAAAUUAACGGAUAUCAUUGUGGUGGUCUACUACAGACCUCUAUAAUAAACUAAGGAUCUGGGUGAAGUCUUCCUGGGAUAGAUGACCACAGGUUCAGAAAGGAGAAUUGUAAUAGUAAUGGGAGAUUUCAACUAUCGUGAUAUUUGUUGGAAGUCAAACUCUGCCAAGAAUAUAAGAUUCAACAAAUUCUUCACUUGCCUCGCAUACAAUUUCAUGGUCCAGAAGGUAAAAGAAGCAACAAGGGACUCAGCUUAGAUCUGAUCCUAACAAACAAGAAUGACCUGGUUAACAGAGUGAAAGUAGCAGGAUCCUUCGGUGGAAGCAGCCUUGUUUUUCCUGGAGCUUGUUAUACAGUAGAAAGAGGAACCCAAGCAUAAUCAGACACAUAUUCAGAAAAGUUAAGAAAAUACUGGAUGGGAUCCUGAGGUCAAAAAUACAAAAGGAAAAAGAAUUCAUGAUAGCUAGGAGUUGUUUAAAACUGAGAUAGUGAAGGCACUUCUAAUAGUUUCAUUGUGGAAGAAAAAGGGGAGGCAGUUAAAGAAACCAGAACUGAUAAAGAAUUUUCAACUGAGCUAAAAUUUAAACAGGAUACAUUUAUUUUGCCAUUUUAUAUAAGAUACAUCAACACCAAGAAAAGAUUUAAAAGACAAUUUGUAAGCACUCAGAAAGGAGUGGAUAAUGGAGGAAGCCAGGGAGUUUCAGAAAAACAUCUACUUCUGCUUUAUUGACUAUUCUAAAGCCUUUGACUGUGUGGCUAUAAUAAACUGUGGCAUGUUCUUGGUGGUAUGGGGAUACCAAGUCACCUUGUGUGCCUCCUGAGAAAUCUGUAUAAAGACCAAGUAGCCACAGUAAGAACAGAUCAUGGAACAACUGACUGGUUCAAGAUUAGGAAAGGAGUACGGCAGGGCUGCAUACUUUCACUCUACCUAUUCAACUUGUACGCAGAACACAUCAUGCGACAUGCGGGGCUUGAGGAAUCCAAGGCCGGAGUUAAAAUUCCUGAAAGAAACAUUAACAACCUUAGGGAUGUGGAUGAUACCACUCUGAUGGCUGAAAGUGAGGAAGAGCUGAGGAGCCUUAUCACCAAGGUGAAAGAAGAAAGUGCAAAAGCUGGGUUGCAGUUAAACAUCAAGAAAACCAAGAUCAUGGCAACUACACCUAUUGAUAACUGGCAAAUAGAAGGGGAAAACGUGGAGGCAAUGACAGACUUUAUAUUUCUAGGCGCGAAGAUCACUGCAGAUGCAGACUGCAGUCAGGAAAUCAGAAGACGUUUACUUCUUGGGAGGAGAGCAAUGGCCAACCUUGACAAAAUAGUGAAGAGCAGAGACAUCACACUGGCAACGAAGGUCUGCUUAGUCAAAGCAAUGGUAUUCCCCAUAGUAAUCUAUGGAUGCGAGAGCUGGAUCAUAAGGAAGGCUGAGCAAAGGAAGAUAGACGCUUUUGAACUCUGGUGUUGGAAGAAAAUCCUGAGAGUGCCUUGGACCACAAGAAGAUCAGACCAGUCCAUCCUCCAGGAAAUAAUGCCCGGCUGCUCACUGGAGGGAAGGAUACUAGAGGCAAAGAUGAAGUUUUUUGGCCAUAUCAUGAGAAGACAGGAAAGCUUGGAAAAGAUCAUGAUGCUGGGGGAAAUGGAAGGAAAAAGGAAGAGAGGCCGACCAAGGGCAUGGAUGAAUGGUAUCCUUGAAGUGACUGGCUUGACCUUGAAGGAACGGGGGGUGGUGACGGCUUACAGGGAGCUCUGGCAUGGACUGGUCCAUGAGGUCACAAAGAGUCGGAAAUGACUAUGCGACUGAGCAGCAGCAGAAAGGAAAGCUAUGGUCACUAAAAGUCAACAUGGGUUUCUGUAAAGCAGGUAAUGCCAGAUUAAUCUUCUCUCCAUUUUUAGUAGAGGUACACACAUGGUAAAUAAAGGGAGUGCUGUAGAUGUAGUAUAUUUUCAUAUUAGUAAUGCCUUAAGCAUGGAUUUCCAUGAUAUUCUCACAAAGAAGCUAGUAAAAUGUGAAUUAGGCAAUGCUACUGUUAGGUGGUUUAGUAUUUGGUUGACUGUCCAAACCCAGACUCAGUUUUGGACACCACAAUUCAAGAGGGAUAUUGCCAAGUUGGAACCUGUGCAGAGAAGGCUGGCCAAAAUGAUAAAAGAUCUAGAAACUAUGCCCAAGCUAUUUAACAUGUGUAGAAUGAUUUUGUUAAAAUGCUUUUAUGUUAAUAUUAAAUUGUAAGGAAUAGAAUUGAACUUAUCUUUCAUGUUGCUUAGGAAUUACCGAUUUAAGAAUUGUUGCAGAUUGUUCUGAGAGGCUGAAAUGCUCUCCCACUGGUUGUUUUUAAAAGUCAUUUGUCAGAUUUGUAUCCAUUUAUUCUUUAGUGUGGAGAUUGUACUGUUCAUCUCAUAUAGAAAGCAAAAGGGUAUUGCUGUCAGAUGAUAGCUUGCACUGCACUGGGAGAUGAACAGAAGAAUUAACCGUCUGAUGCUAUGGAUGGCAAGUUUAGGUUCUGUCAUGGUAUUGUCAGAGUGUGUAUGAAGACAACAUUGAAAUCUAGGGAUAUGCUGCACAUGUUGCUCCCUGUCUUUGCACCUAGCUAGUUGCUACAGCAAAUUCCAGUAGAUUGGGGAUUUGCAAGAAAUUUGAAAGGAAAAUGUCAUUGUCUAACAUGGGCUAUAGACAUAGUGGUGGUUUUAGCUGGAAGACAGAGGUUGCAAUAAACAGUAAUAUGCCAUACUCUUCUAGAUACGUGCUUGGAAUGGUAGGAGCAGGACAGGAGGACAUCUCCUGAAGAUUCUAAAAUCUAUGAAAUUUGAUAUUGAAGACAGUGCUUCAUGCUUCCUAGUCCUCAACUUUUGGGGACUUUAACGCGCAUUCACAUUUGGAAUACUGUGUGCAGCUGUGAUUGCCACUUCUUAAUAAAGUUAUUGCUGAACUUGAAAAGACACUGCAUUGAGAAACCAAAUGAUCAGGGAGUUGGAGAUCCUUUUCUGUGAGCCUCCUGUUUUCCUGAGUUUGUAGUUCAACAGUAGAAAACUGCUGUGGGCCAAAAGUUGUCAUCCAAAGCAGCACAUUACAUGCUGCACGUUGCUACACACUGAAAAUCAGCCAGAACAGUUUGGAGGCACUGAAGUGAAAAAAGAGUGCAUCCUUCAGACAGGCUGUGGUCAUAAUGUCAUUCAGGUAACCUCAUUUUAGUAUUAAGCAAUAAUUCUGACAGGCUCCAUUAAAACAUUCAAAGCAUCUUUAAAUUAUCGAUUUAGACUUGGGAGGAGGAAAAAAGUGUGCAAAAAUGAUGUACCAAGCAAGUCUCUGUCGGCCAAUCCCCUGGGCCGAGUAGGUUGCUCUCAGGCAGGGGUGUCCUAACUUUUGGCUUCCCUGGGCCACAUGGAAGACUAACAACAACUGAUGAGCAAAAAAUGGCCUGUGCAUAAUUUCCAUGAUAUCUACCUCCACAAAGCAAGAAAAACCUUCACAAAAUAAUCCAAAUUAUGCAACACCCUGUUUGGAGGUUCUUUUAAAAUUGGUGAGCAGGUCUUCUGACUAAAUUGUUUGCAAUUAUAAUGUGAAUUCCGGAUAAUAUUCUAAUAUUUGCAGGCAUAACAUACUCUGAUUAUUUCAUCCCAUUGUCAUCUAUAACAUUUGUGCUCGAGAACUGUGCAAUCGAGUUACCAAAAAAAAACUCAAAAUGCUUAAAUUUCCAAUUUUGUAUUGGGGCUGCAUUCAUAGGUGUCCUGCGCAGCAUAAUGCCCAUGAGCCUUAGGUUGGACAAGCCCGUUCUAAGGUGUUUGUGUGACCACCAAGGCCACCCGGCAUUAUUUGCUUUAAAAUGCCCUUAAAACUCAAGCAUCUUCUAUGAGGUACAGGAGGCAAUUUUGCCACACCUUCCCGAGGAUGCCUUUAAAAAAACAAUUUGACAUAAAUUGGAGAUAUUAGACUAUUGGAUUAUGAACUGUUAGAAUCAUAACCUAUUUGGUACCAGAGUUUCAGAGGUGUUCCCGUAGUUUAUUGGGUAAUGGAAGAUCACUGGGCACAUAAAUAUCCUGUUUCUAUUCAACACUCUCAGCAGACAAAGAUUCAAGUAGACUUCUUUAAAAUAACGUGUUUGUUUUACUCAUAACUUCACAUAUUUAAAUAUACAGAUACAUUUCUUGUCAGGUUAAAAUUUAAAACGUUUCAGUUUGUAUCUUUAACUUAUAGUCUUUAACAGUCUCUUCAAAACUAUAUUGCUCUGCACAGCUCUC
This is a messenger RNA of Anolis carolinensis (green anole), 5039 nucleotides long. RefSeq lists its product as uncharacterized. The record is from RefSeq and is a predicted model, not a curated record. Bases 1600 to 2595 code for a protein of 331 amino acids. The transcript has 3 exons. Lineage: Eukaryota; Metazoa; Chordata; Lepidosauria; Squamata; Anolidae.